AUGAGGACAGUGCAUAGAGUCAGCAUAAUAAGAGCCAUAUACCUUCUUCUGGUUUAUAAAUGCACUACUGUGCUGUGCCAAGAAGAUGAAAGCACUGUUGAAAUAGUCUUGUUCAGUAACGGAGCAGAAAAGAUAAAGGGCAGAAGCGAUGCAAAGAAAGAUGCAGACUCUGAAGAUAGGUCAAAGACCCUCAAGAGUUUGGUGACAACGCUGGUAAAUCAUCUUCUGGCAGGCAAUAAGCUCAAAAACGGCCUCCUUAGGAGCUACAGAGGGUCUGAUCUUCUUAGUGCCUCUAAAGGAGCCCAAGACACCCCAGAGGCGAGCAAGGGCGAAGGAGUCAGUAAGUCGGCAGGGCAGCCUGUCCAGGAGCCAACACCGGAGCUGCUAGAGAAAAUAAAGAGAAUCCCGAUAGGCUACAGAACAUUCUGCUCCUUUCUCCAGAAUCUGGAUCUCAUCAGGGACAAGCUGAAGAAUAGGCCCGGGAUUAGAAAGAUACAGAACAUCCUGGUCUAUGAAGGGUACCACCUUACAGACUACUGGGGAAGGCUGAAGUUCAAAAAGGAAGGAGACAAGCUUGUGGAUGAAACGGGAUACUUUGAGGGAAUCAGGAUCAACGGAUUUGAGGAGAUGCUGAAUCAGGGGAAAAUGACCAAAACGGGUUUUGUCCAGAAAAAGGACGUGGGAGAAAAUGAGAUAAAUGAAAACCUGAUAACCAUGAAGUUGCUCCUCAACGAGAUAGCCAAAGAAAAAAACACGCCGAUCCAUGACGUAAUCAAUGAGAAGUGUAAUCUGUCUAUUGUCGAAGAGCUGGCAUUUUAUGGAAGUAGCCCAUCCGCCCACAGCGAUGAGAUAGUGCACGUCUGUAUAUGCUCAGACUCAUUCUGCAAGGAGCCAUGCAAGAAUGUUGUUGCAAUGAAGGCUGGGGAGCUGGAGUUCAAAGACUAG
Molecule: messenger RNA, 945 nt
Organism: Encephalitozoon cuniculi GB-M1
Lineage: Eukaryota; Fungi; Microsporidia; Unikaryonidae
Exons: 1
Coding region: 1-945 (314 amino acids)
Source: RefSeq, marked provisional